AUGGCUCAAAACAAAAUUGAAAAAAUAUCAAAAGAUGUAGCAGAACGAUUGACAACUGCGCAGAAUUUACGGAAGAAUUUACAGGUUGUUGUUAGUUUGUCUAGCGCCCUUCGACAACUCAUCGACAAUUCGAUUGAUGCCGGAUCGACAAUAAUUGAUAUUCGCGUUAAAAACAAUGGAUAUGAUAGUAUAGAAGUACAAGAUAAUGGUUCUGGAAUCGAAACUCAAAACUUCGAUGCUCUUUGUAAACCGCAUUCGACAUCCAAACUCACUCAAUUUUCCGAUUUCGAUAAACUUGUAACGUUGGGAUUCAGAGGAGAAGCACUCAAUGCAUUGUGUACUGUCAGUUCCGUUUCCAUUUUCACUCGUGCAGCUGACUCGGAAAUAGGUACACGCCUCAUUUACGAUCAUUCCGGUAACAUCACCGAACGACAACCGGCUGCUCGUGAACUUGGGACUACGAUUAUCGUCAACAACCUGUUCGAAACUCUCCCCGUCCGUAGAAAAGAACUCGAACGAAGUCAAAAGCGAGAAUUCGUGAAGUUGCUCGCCACUGUCCAAUCCUUUGCUCUUCUCUGUCCACAUAUUAAAAUACUCUGCACCAAUAAUAUUGCGGGAAAGAAAACGAAUAUCAUUUGUACUCCAGGAGGAACCUCAACUAUUCAAGACGUUGUAACAAAUUUAUUUGGCAUGAGAAGAAUUGGAAAUUCGAAAAACGGAUCUGCUCUCGUUCCAAUUUUACAAGACCAACCGGACGGCGAAAUUAUGGCGAUGCAUUCGUUACAAAUGGAGGAAACACAAUUUUUCGAUCUCUUCAAAAUUCGUGGAUUUGUGAGCAGUUGUGAACAUGGAUGUGGUCGAGGAACAUCGGAUCGACAGUUCGUUUAUAUUAAUAACAGGCCUGUCGAGUAUAUGAGAGUGAGUUUAAACGUUUUAGAAGUGUGCAGUGUCACCAACGAUGUUUACAAACAGUUUAAUAAGAACCAGUACCCGAUUAUCGUUCUUUUUAUCGAUGUUCCACCAGAGAAAAUCGAUGUCAACGUGACACCUGAUAAGAAGACGGUGAUGUUGGAAAAAGAAAGACAUCUUCUGGCAGUUAUCCGAGCAUCAAUGAUGAAGACUUACUUGAAAAUCGUGGGAUCUCAUUCAACAAUCAAAAGCAGUGUAGAAGAUCGUAGGAUUAUGGCUUUAGCUCAACAGAGUGCUAUAAAUACAAGUGUUGUAUAUUUUAGCAUAUGUUCUUCAAAGUCACCAAGUCCAGAUGAUAUGAACGACACUCUUCUGAAUUCCACGUUUCCGGAGGAUUCUCUCCUCAAUACUUCUGACCUUCUCAAGUCCAGAUCAGUGACUCGAUCUCCUCCUGCUAAAAAACCUUGUCCGAUGUUCCGAAGAACAGUACAAACAUCGUCGAAUCUGCCAUCGACGUCGUAUGCCAGUGCCGGUACAAGGUCGCAUCGAUUAGAAAAUUUCUCCUUCACUAUGGAACCAAAACGAGUAGAAAUUCCGAAGAAAAAAACUGAGAAAUUGGUGGAUAUGCCAUCAGAAGAUGAGAUUAGAAGUGCAAUACUGGCAGAAAAGAAAUCAGAUGCCGAUGAUGGAAUAGAAAUCAUUGAAGAGUCUCAAAAUGUUCGAUUGAAUGAUUCACAAGAUUCUCAAAAUUCCCAAUGCUCACAAUAUGUUUUGAGACCGCAACAGAAAGUGAGAAAUACGCAUUGUUCUAUCAAGUUUUCGAUGAAGCUCCUCCGUGAUGUCUAUUCCCGUCAUAUCAAUCCAGAACCAGAGGAUCCAGUUGAGAAUAGUGAUGAGAAGGAUGCUUUAGAUGAGAUUACAACUGGGUUUAAGAAGGAAGAAACCGCGGAUGCCGAACGGCAACUGUCUCGAUCACUGACGUUAGUUGAGAAGACUUAUUCAGAUUUUCCUAUAUUUAAUUUUAGAAAAGACGACUUCACGAAAAUGCAAAUAAUCGGUCAAUUCAAUCAUGGAUUUAUCAUUUGUCGCCUACGAGGACAUCUUUUCAUUGUCGAUCAACAUGCAAGCGAUGAAAAAUACAAUUUCGAGCGACUUCAGAACAGUGCGAAACUGACUAAACAGCCACUUUUCACACCAAUUGCACUUGGUUUCGGAAGUGUUCAAGAAUUGAUCAUACGCGAAAAUCUUCCAAUCUUCCAAGCGAACGGAUUCGAUUUCGAUUUUCGAGAAAAAGACGGAUGUCUGAAAACGUUUUUAACAGCGAGACCAGAACUUUUGAGUCAACAGCUCACGAAUAGCGAUCUCGAAGAGAUUUUGGCAGUUGUUUCCGAAUAUCCAAAUCAAAUGUAUCGUCCGGUUCGUAUUCGAAACAUCUUCGCAUCGAAGGCUUGCCGGAAAUCGGUAAUGAUUGGAAAACCAUUGAAUCAUCGGGAAAUGACAAGGAUCAUUCGUCAUUUGUCAAAGUUAGAUCAACCUUGGAAUUGUCCCCAUGGAAGACCGACUAUCCGUCAUCUAGUGUCACUGCCAAAUAAACCAGAAACUGAUUAG
Messenger RNA from Caenorhabditis briggsae, 2517 nucleotides. RefSeq names its product Protein CBR-PMS-2 (gene Cbr-pms-2). The coding region runs from base 1 to 2517 and encodes 838 amino acids. Gene Ontology annotation, cellular component: MutLalpha complex. The record is from RefSeq and is a predicted model, not a curated record. The transcript is spliced from 10 exons. Gene Ontology annotation, biological process: mismatch repair. Gene Ontology annotation, molecular function: mismatched DNA binding; ATP binding; ATP hydrolysis activity. Lineage: Eukaryota; Metazoa; Nematoda; Chromadorea; Rhabditida; Rhabditidae.